Molecule: messenger RNA, 1659 nt
Organism: Penicillium verhagenii
Lineage: Eukaryota; Fungi; Ascomycota; Eurotiomycetes; Eurotiales; Aspergillaceae
Product: low-affinity glucose transporter HXT3
Exons: 5
Coding region: 1-1659 (552 amino acids)
Biological process (GO): transmembrane transport; carbohydrate transport
Cellular component (GO): membrane
Molecular function (GO): carbohydrate:proton symporter activity
Source: RefSeq, a predicted model, not a curated record
AUGGAGAAGCAAACCACCACACAGGGAGGCAAUUACAUCCCCCAUGAUCAGUCAAUCUUCCGAUAUUUGAAAGCGGAACCCCAAUACGCACGUUACAUACCUGGUGGAUUCUCCCCGUCAAGAUGCAUGAGCCUUCAGGGAAAGGCUAUGACCUAUGCCAUCUUCCUUUUUUCCGGCUGUGCUAUUCUAUUUUUCGGAUACGACACGGCGGUUAUGAGCCAGGUGAAUGAUAACAAUGACUAUUUGCAAAUGAUGGGCAUCGCGGGGGGGAAUGGACGUGACGCCGCAGCUGUAGGUGGCCUUGUCUCUCUCUGGUUUGGAGGGUUUGCUCUCGGCGCUUUGAUUGUUGGAUAUAUUGCCGAUUCGAUAGGCCGGUUGAAAACGAUUCAAAUAGGAUGUCUCUGGGGUAUUCUGGGUGCUGCAUUGCUAGCCACGGCACAAGACAUGUCUUGGUUCGCCUUUGCAAGAGUCAUUAGUGGGAUUGGAUGUGGCCAUCUUAACACAAUCGUUCCCGUGUGGACUUCGGAGUUGGCCGAUCCUCAUUUACGGGGUGCAUUUGUCGCUGUUCAGUUUACAUUGGCCAUGGUUGGGUCUAGGGUGGCAUACUGGAUGGAGUUUGGAUGUACUAAAACGCAGUCACUGUCAUUCUCAUGGCGCUUUCCUCUUGGUUUCCAGAUUGUUUUCCUCAUUUUUAUUCUUCUUGCCGCCCCAUUUUAUCCGGAGUCACCACGACACUUGGCUAAAAUUGGUGAUCUUGAAGGAGCACGGUCAGUUCUAGAGAAAUGUCGAGUGGAAGCUGAUGAGCAACAAAUCGAGACUGAGAUGCAAGAGAUUAUCUCCGCAAUCCGUGCCGAGGCAACAUCCACUUCACACAGCUUUUACAGCAUGCUGUUCACAAAGGACAAAAAGCACACCCGUCGCCGGGUGAUCAUUGGAGCGGGUGUGCAGGUCAUGCAAAAAUUGACGGGGAUAGAUUUUAUUGCGGUCUAUGCACCCGACAUUUUCUCGUUAUCUGGAUUCAAAGGUGACAAGCCCGCCCUGUUAGCCGGCGGAAACUGGUUUGGGUAUAUUGUGAGCCUGGCUCUCUCAAUCUUUCUGUGUGACCGAGUUGGUCGGCGCAAGCUGAUGCUAAUCGGCUGUUUAUUGAUGGGGAUCGUGUUGAUUAUCGGUGGUGUGCUUUCGCAUGAGACUAUAUCUCAUACCGACAACGACCCAGUGCUGGCAAACAAGUUUGGCUCAGGAGUCGCUGCUAUUCUAUACAUCUACACUUUUAUUUACGGCAGUACUUGGCUUACUACGUGUUGGGUCUAUCCAACAGAAGUCUUUCCACUGGCUAGCCGAAGUAAAGGCGCCGCGUUAGCCACCUUCGCAUUCUCCAUCGCUGGGGGGACGAUUAACAUCAUUAUCCUGUACCUCAUCGAUGCGAUCAGCUUUUGGGUAUUUAUUCUCUUUGCAUUGAUCAACCUUGCUUUGCUAGUACCCAUAUAUCUCUUCUAUGUCGAAACCGCCAAUCGGCACCUGGAGCAGUUGGAUAUCCUUUUCUCUAGCGACAGCUGUCUUUCAUGGAGAGCAGAGAGACACUUUACCCAGAAAAUGACCAAGCAAAGAGGGACCUUCGGUGAAGACCAGGAGAAAGGCUCUUUAGAGCAUGUGGAAUGA